AUAAAAGAAAACAUUUUUAGUUCCUCGAUGUAGGAGUACAAUGAUAGGACAGAACUUUCUCCUUCCAGUCUAAGACCGAGGAUCUACAACAUAGACGCUGCAUCUUCAUCCUGAUGAAGAACCUGUUCUGACUCCACAGGUGAUGCUGAUGAGAGUCUGCAGAGUUCUGUCAUGUCAGCAGACGGAGUAUGAGAUCAGCGGUCGAUGUUGUUCAAUGUGUCCACCUGGAAGUCGCGUUCAGAGAGACUGUACAGAGUUCACAACUACUUCCUGUGUUCCGUGUGUUGAAGGAACUUAUAAUGAGAAAUAUAACGGAGUGAGAAACUGUGCUCACUGUUCUUUAUGUCAUCCAGGUUCUGGUCUGAAAGUGAAGCUGGAGUGCACUCUGACUUCAGACUCGGUCUGUGAACCUCAGGACGGGUUCUUCUGCCUGGACUGGUCCUCAAAGAGCUGUGGAGCAGCACAGAAACACAGCAGCUGUGAAGGAGGACAGUACAUCAGCCAGAGAGGAACAGCCUCCACAGACACUGAGUGCUCUGACUGCAGCACAGGAACAUUUUCAGAUGGAACAGGAAUGUCCUGUCAGCCACACACACAAUGUGAAGCAGAAAACCUGCAGCUGAUAGAAGCAGGAACCUCUUCAGCUGAUGCUCGAUGUGGAGAACAACGUCAGAAUGUGUCAGGAAUAGUGAUCGGGGUUUUAGUUCCUGUUGUUUUAAUAGUUGGAGCUGCUGCUGCCUGA
This is a messenger RNA of Oryzias melastigma (Indian medaka), 742 nucleotides long. RefSeq names its product tumor necrosis factor receptor superfamily member 14-like. Gene Ontology annotation, cellular component: external side of plasma membrane; membrane. The coding region runs from base 143 to 742 and encodes 199 amino acids. Gene Ontology annotation, biological process: immune response; apoptotic process; defense response to Gram-negative bacterium. Gene Ontology annotation, molecular function: transmembrane signaling receptor activity; protein binding. The transcript has 5 exons. NCBI's taxonomy places the organism in Eukaryota, Metazoa, Chordata, Actinopteri, Beloniformes, Adrianichthyidae. The record is from RefSeq and is a predicted model, not a curated record.